Molecule: messenger RNA, 1339 nt
Organism: Lepus europaeus (European hare)
Lineage: Eukaryota; Metazoa; Chordata; Mammalia; Lagomorpha; Leporidae
Gene: GPR34
Product: G protein-coupled receptor 34
Exons: 1
Coding region: 1-1128 (375 amino acids)
Biological process (GO): G protein-coupled receptor signaling pathway
Cellular component (GO): membrane
Molecular function (GO): G protein-coupled purinergic nucleotide receptor activity
Source: RefSeq, a predicted model, not a curated record
AUGACAACCACUUUAGCCGGCGGCUGGUCUUGUUCCUCGCACAGGAUGCACUUUAUAACCAAUCACAGCAACCAACUGCCCCAAAAUUUCUCUGGAGCAUCGAAUGCUACUACUUCCUGUUCUAUGGAUGAACAAUUACUAUCUAUUGUGUUAACCACAUUCUACUCUGUUAUUUUCAUCGUAGGACUGGUUGGGAACGUAAUCGCCCUCUAUGUCUUUCUGGGUAUCCACCGUAAAAGAAAUUCCAUUCAAAUUUACCUACUUAACGUUGCCAUUGCAGACUUGCUACUCAUCUUCUGCCUCCCUUUCCGAAUAAUGUAUCACAUUAAUCAAAACAAGUGGACACUGGGAGUGAUUUUCUGCAAGCUUGUGGGAACGCUAUUUUAUAUGAACAUGUACAUUAGCAUUAUUUUGCUUGGAUUCAUCAGUUUGGAUCGCUACAUAAAAAUCAAUCGAUCUAUACAACAACGGAAGGCAAUAACAACCAAACAAAGUGUUUAUGUUUGCUGUAUAGUGUGGACAAUCGCUCUUGCUGGAUUUUUAACUAUGAUUGUUUUAACACUUAAGAAAGGAGGGCAUAAUUCCACAAUGUGUUUCCAUUAUAGACAGAAGCAUAAUGAGAAAGGAGAGGCAAUUUUUAACUUCAUUCUUGUGAUAAUGUUCUGGCUAAUUUUCCUACUAAUCAUCCUUUCAUAUAUUAAGAUCGGCAAGAAUCUAUUGAGGAUUUCUAAACGUAGGUCAAAAUUUCCUAAUUCUGGGAAAUAUGCUACUACAGCCCGGAAUUCCUUUAUUGUACUUAUCAUUUUUACGAUAUGUUUUGUUCCUUAUCAUGCCUUUCGAUUCAUCUACAUUUCUUCCCAGCUCAAUGUAUCAUCUUGCUACUGGAAGGAAAUUGUUCACAAAACCAAUGAGAUCAUGCUGGUUCUGUCAUCUUUCAAUAGCUGCUUAGACCCAGUCAUGUACUUCCUGAUGUCCGGUAAUAUCCGUAAAAUCAUGUGCCAACUGCUUUUUAGACGAUUUCAAGGUGAAGCGAGCAGAAGUGAAAGCACUUCAGAAUUCAAACCAGGUUACUCCCUGCAUGAUACACCUGUGGCAGCGAAAAUACAGUAUGGUUCUAAAAGUACUUGAGGUGAACAUACUAAAAAGAAUGAGAUAAUACCACCUCUUAAUUUAGAUAAAACCACCUCGAAGAACUAAAAAAAUUAUGAAACAAAGCUCUAGCAUUUAAAAAACUCACAUCUUCUCUGACCACUGAUCAUAUUUGUGGUAUUUUGUUUGCUUAACUGUAAAAUAGUUCAUGGCAGAGAAAAGCUUAAACUCAUCACUGGAUUUUAAAUCU